GUCUCCUGCCGGACAGCGAGCUGAUGGUUCUCUUCUAAGAGAGUCACAGUCCAAGAAGCAACAUGAAUUCCCUGGAUGAGGUCCCUUUCCGAGUGACCUCAAGCUUUGUAGAUGAUCCUGAGAGAGAGGCCCAGUUUGUCCACGCGCCGGAAUUUGAGAUGCCCGACUGUGAGGAGAUCCUGAUACGCACGAUGCAUGAUUUCUCACUAGAGAAGAAGGUCCUGUAUUGGAUCGAAUCUUCCUCCCGGCAAGACACUCCCUGGUGCGAAGUCACCACGGACGUUACCCCAACAGCUCCGCCUUGCUGGCUGCUCUUGGUGGACUCUGAAGAAAACAGCCCCGAGACAACCAACAGAGUAAUGGAGGAGACUUUUCCUGGGCAGAAACCUGAGAGUCUGGCCGACAAUGGUGAAGAUGAGCCAAAUGCAAGCAUGAAUGCAGCCCAAUAUUCUGAGGAAGAUACCCAAGGAGAGGCCUCUGCCCCGGCCACCUCCGUAGAAAGCAAACAAAAAGUCCCGCCCGUGUCUCAAGCCAACUAUGUUCCUGGCAGUUUGGCGUGUUUUUUCAACCUUCCCCAGCCGAGACCAAGGACUUCGCCCGUCCCGUCGGCUGCCCCUCCAGAGAGCGGCUGCCCAAAGCCAGUUCUGGUCAAACACAGCCAGUCCGUGCUCUUGGUUAACAGUGUGAAGAACGAGUGGGGAAGAACCAAGGGGAAGCUGGCAUCUCUCCUGCGCCCUUUGAACCAGUCUUCCACGGAACCCAGUUUGGUUUCCAAAGCCUUUUCCCUCCACCAACGCACCCGGAGCUACAGGAACCUGAAAUACAGAUCUGUCUCAAAUGCAUCCUCGGUGGGGACUUUUAAUCCCACCCCUCCAUCUACGCCACGCGGUACCCAGAGACCCCUCACCGCUGCGGGUUCAAUCCCUCCCAUUCAAAUGCACAAGCCCACAGUUGCCGCUCUGAGUCCUUAUCCCUGCCUCCCUCCCACUCCGGGGGCUCGCCCAUCGCUCAGCUCUCACGGAACUCACCCCGACUCGACAGCUGACUUGCUCUCGGCUCUCAGCCAAGAGGAGCGGGAUCUCAUUGAGCCCGUUUUAGCCUUGGGUUACCCACCCCGCAGGGCCAUCCUGGCUCUCCAGAAGACCGGAAGGCAAAGCUUGGGACAGUUUCUCAGUUACCUCAGUGCCUGCGACAAGCUGCUGAAGCAAGGCUACGAAGAAGCGCAAGUGGAAGAAGCCAUGGAAAUGUUUCAGAACCCCGAGAAGGCCGCCGAGUUCCUUCAUCUCCUGGCCCAGUUCAACGACAUGGGCUUCCAGCAAGCGGACAUCAAAGAGGUCCUCCUGCUGUGUGAGAACCAGGGUGACAACGCUCUGGAGGAGCUGAUGACCCGGGCCCAGUGAAUUCCCUUCCGGUCUCCGGAUGGUCCUGGGAAGGGACAGGGCACUCCGCGGCCUGCUGCGGGUCAAACCUGACGUGGAAAUGCACUGAACAUAAGACAAUAAGAGGUGCUUCGUUGGACCGGGCAAAGACCGCCCCAUCCGGCACUCUGUUCCCCACUGUCGAGAGCCAGUUUAUAAGGGAGUUUUAAAGAUAGUUUUAUGAUUCUAUUUUCAAUGGUGUUUAUGACUGUACCCUGCCCAGGGAUUUUGGUGAGGGGAAAUAAGUGUACAGCUGUUGAGAUUUUGCACGUUGUCUGUCACAACUCAGUUAUAAAAGGGUUAACCGAUCGUAUGUAAACAAGUUGCUGGAGUGACUCUUUAUGACCUGGUCUAUUGAUUAGCUGUUGGUCAGUGAGAUAGCCGAUGCUUACAUGCUAGUGAGCACGUACAUCCUGAAGUUAUAAAGUUAGCUCUGUUUGAGCAGAAACGACACCCCCCCCCCCUCCACGACCUCGACCACAGGACAGCGGAUAGGAACCAAGAUGUAGCCAAACGUACAGCAAUGUAGAUGUGUGACAGGAAAGAAAGGAUUUCUUGUUUUAUCUCCAUGUAACCCUCCCUUUAUAGUUAGUAAACUCAUAUAUAAAAA
This is a messenger RNA of Sphaerodactylus townsendi, 2028 nucleotides long. RefSeq names its product ubiquitin associated protein 1 like (gene UBAP1L). Gene Ontology annotation, cellular component: ESCRT I complex. The record is from RefSeq and is a predicted model, not a curated record. Gene Ontology annotation, molecular function: ubiquitin binding. The transcript is spliced from 8 exons. Gene Ontology annotation, biological process: ubiquitin-dependent protein catabolic process via the multivesicular body sorting pathway. The coding region runs from base 63 to 1400 and encodes 445 amino acids. Lineage: Eukaryota; Metazoa; Chordata; Lepidosauria; Squamata; Sphaerodactylidae.